UAGAGCAAUUUGAUUUUCAACCUGAAUUGCACAAGUCGAAGGAGCUGAAAAUUGCAGUUUCUUUCAGAGCAGAGGGGAAUUCCUGUAUAGGCAUGGAUUUCAUUGAGCCAAUCCUAGGCAUCGCUCAGGAGCUGUAUUCGCUCUGCUCUAAGGUGAAGGCUAACCGCAGUCGCUGCAGGCGGCUGGCAUCCCGGGUCCAGGCUCUGAUGGGCACAGUGAAGACUAUCCAGACUCAGGGGCCCGAGGGCCAGCCGGCAGCGGUGCGCAGGGGCCUGCGGGAGCUGAAAGGAACCCUGGAGUCGGCGCGAGAGAUGGUGAAGAAGUACUGCUUCAUGAAUAAAGUGCAGAGGUUCAUUGGGGGGCACGGCCUGAGUGAAGACUUUAACCUGCUGAACGAGCGGCUGAAUGAUGCCGUCAACGACCUCUCGCUCGCCCUGCACUCCGACGAGAAGGAGCGGCUCCAGAAGAUCUUCAGAGUGCUGACCCGGGCACAAGAGGACAGGGAAGACAGUGAGCAGGACAGGAGGGACAUGGAGACACUACUCUCUCAGCAGCUAAAGAUAAAUGAGAAGGUGGAGACUGUGAGUGAGGCUGUGGACUCCACCUUGGAGGAUGUGAGGGAAAUCAAGAGCAUCCUGAAGUCCAUGAAGGAGCAGAGUCCCCAGCUGCCAGACAUCAGGGAGAUCAAGAUUGAGGAGCUAAAGUACAACAGCAAGCCCUUUAUGAAAACCAACAACUCAGAGAUGUACAAGGGAGAAUACAACAAGUUCACUGUCGCCAUCAAAAGAUUCACCUACCAAAUGAGCACUAGCGCAGAUGAGGUCCGGAGAGUUUUCAAAAAGGAGGUCGAAACAAUGAGACGAUUCGAGUCCCCUAACAUUCUGAGGAUGUAUGGAAUUUGUGUUCUGAACGAGAAUAGCCCUGUCCCAGAUUUCCUGAUCGUGAUGGAGUUCUGUAAGCACGGCAGUCUGCGGCAGGUUCUGGACGGGAAGCGGGAGCUGUCGUGGCAGACAAGGAUACAGAUGUGCCUGGACGCGGCCCAGGGGCUGUACAGACUGCAUCAAUCAGAGGAGCAGUUUAAAGUCCAUGGCUGUAUUAACAGCAUCAAGUUCCUUGUUGAUUCUGGGUUCAGGGUGAAGCUGGGAGGGUUUGAGCUGGCAAAGACCGAGACCUCUCUGAGGAAGAACAAAGACAAGAAGAGCCAUGCGUUGUGCUACUGCUCCCCCCAGCAGCUGGAUAGCAUCAACCAUCAAUAUGACAAAGCCUGCGAGGUCUACAGUUUUGGUAUUGUCCUGUGGGAAGUGGCCACCAGGAAGAUCCCUUUCGAAGGCUUGACACCCAAACAGAUUCAUCAGCAGGUCUGUAUAGAGAAGUACAAAGAGCCCCUCCCCCAGGACUGCCCCCCUGAACUGGCCAAGGUGAUUGACGCCUGCCGCUCUUUCGACCCCUUCCAGCGGCCCACUGCGGGAGCGCUGGUGGAUGAUUUACGGAAGACUGUGGAGGAUGAUUGCUCCCCCAUAUUAUAGAGGACAGCUUGUGGGAAUACCAUGAUGAUGUGAAUCCAGUCAUCAUAAAAACCGAACAUAACAAAACCAGGUGCUGAAAACUAGAAUGGAGCUGAAACAUGUCUGUUACCACCACUACUUCCACUUCCCUAAACUGUUUUUAUUGUCGAAAUGCGGUGUGGUUGUUAUAUUUUUUUUUCCUAAAAAAUCCAUCCAAGAUACAAACAGGAAAGCAAUAUUUUCAUGCUGUAAUGCACUGCCAUUUCUGCCCAUUAGAUUGAAUAGCAAGGCAAGGGCUGGACACGAACCGCAAACCAUAGAGUUCAAAGGCAAAUGCCUUGCCAUGAGCUCUGUAGUCGGGAAGCAACUGUCUUAUGCUGAUGUCAGUAUUAACUCCCUACCCUCUAGAUCUAUCCACCCCCCCACCCCCCCCUUAUUCAAAUCUCCUCCUUGAGCGUAAACACAAGUGGAUGUCCACUGAGCGAGUUUCACCAUUGAAGAGGAGGGAACAAUUCCACCCUACAGGAGAAACGACCAAUGAAGUGAACCCCAUCUGCUCAUUCGGCCUCCCCCAGGAUCUGGAGCGACUACAGAAUCACGUGUCUCACUAGCCAGCAUACAUGCUAUAGCUUAUAUAAUCAUGCAAUAAACAUGAAUAUUUAAUUCCGUGGUUCAACAACAGGGGUCACAAUUUGCAUAUCAGUGAGCAGGAGAAUGGUUUGUGAAGAGUGUGUAAAAAAUUUCAUGCAGGCAGCUACUUACAUUGUGAAAACUGAUCAAAAAAUAUAUUUAGUGACUAGUGGGUUCGCACUCAGUUUUGCUGCAUUUUGUCUGUAUAUUUUACCAGAGGCUGCUGCCUUUUACAGUCUUUCUGAACUUAAAUUGUUUACAUCAAAUCAAAGCUAUUUAGGAGCUCGUUCAGCCAUAUUCUAUAUGGCUGAAAUGCCAUCAAGUGGACAGUCUUGUUCAAUUUAUUGGAGGGUAGUGUACACUGAUAUACCUUUUGCAAACUCUUAGUGUGUCAAACCCUGCCUGACUGAUGCCAGUAACAAAAAACACAAACUGCAAUAUUGCUACAUUCAAAUCAUUAUAGUGAACAGUCUUACAUAGUUUCUACUUCCAGUAGCUAUGUAGAUCUCAAUUGUGGCAUUUUCCAAGAAACACAUGGUGCAGCAAACAUGUCUUUUCAUUUUAAAACAUGAGAUCCGGUACUACAUCAGGUUAAAGAAAGUUCUCAUUUCCCAUGCAUUACUCAAGAAUUCUUUGUUACAUGUUGUUACACUUCCAGUGGAUAGUAUAUUUAUAUAAAAUGACAAUCGGGAUGCUUUUAGAGAGCUUACAUGGAAACUUUUUAUAUGAUUAUUUUAUUGAUAAAUACCGGGUGUCCUAGCAUGGAUCAUCCUCUGCCUUUUGCUUUCUUUUGACAGGUGUCCCCAAAGGCUCAGUCCUGGGACCCCUCCUGUCUUCUUUCUACACCCACUCCCUUGUUCCCCGCAUCUCUGAUGGCUUCUUUUAUUAUUUCUACGCUGAUGAUGCCCAGACCUUUUCUUCUCCCCUCUUCCUCCCCCACUGCUAAUCGCUCUAUCUCUAUUUCUCGUGAAUCCAUAACCCUUUCUCCCUUCCCAUCCACUAAGAACCUCUGUGUCACCCUCGACCCCUCCUUCUCCUACUCUCAGCACAUCUGUACUCUAACACGCUCCUGUCGCUUCUUCCUC
This is a messenger RNA of Polyodon spathula (Mississippi paddlefish), 3220 nucleotides long. RefSeq names its product mixed lineage kinase domain-like protein. The record is from RefSeq and is a predicted model, not a curated record. The coding region runs from base 93 to 1526 and encodes 477 amino acids. Gene Ontology annotation, molecular function: protein kinase activity; ATP binding. The transcript is spliced from 11 exons. NCBI's taxonomy places the organism in Eukaryota, Metazoa, Chordata, Actinopteri, Acipenseriformes, Polyodontidae. Gene Ontology annotation, biological process: cell surface receptor signaling pathway; protein phosphorylation.